Molecule: messenger RNA, 792 nt
Organism: Musa acuminata AAA Group (dessert banana)
Lineage: Eukaryota; Viridiplantae; Streptophyta; Magnoliopsida; Zingiberales; Musaceae
Product: heavy metal-associated isoprenylated plant protein 2-like
Exons: 3
Coding region: 290-622 (110 amino acids)
Molecular function (GO): metal ion binding
Source: RefSeq, a predicted model, not a curated record
UGGUUGAUUAGUCUUCAAAUACCUCCAAUCAAGCGGCCCAUUGUUUUCGGAGCACUGUCACGGCUGUCUGCUUCUUGACGUGCGACACGUCGAUGACUCGGGUGCCCUAACUCGGGGCACCAACUUGCAGAACUGGUCGCGUCACCCCUAUGAGCUCGAUCGGCCUGUCCAUUAUAGCAGGAGUCAACCGUGACUCCACCAACUUGGGCGGAGCCCUCUUGGCCACCGCUAUAUAAGCUUCCGAUGCCGCACAUAGAGUCGUACCACGACCUGGCAUAAGAUUGCAGUCAUGAAGAAGAUCGUGUUGAAGGUCAGCGUCAUGUGCACCAAGUGCAAGAUCUGCAUCAUGACCAUCAUCUCCAAGUUCGACGGGAUUGUUUCGAUCGCGAUGGACGUGGAGAAGAGCACGGUGACGAUAGUGGGGGCGGUGGACGCGGUGGGCGUGGUGAAAGCGCUGAGGAAGGCGAAGAAGCCGGCGGAGAUCGUCAGCGUGGGCGAUCCGGACAAGAAGAAGGAGGAGGAUAAGAAGAAGCCUGAGGACUGCAAGUUGCCGCCGUGCUGCAACGCCUGCCGGACCGCCGUCGUGUGGCUGGAUGAACCAAGCGCCUGCACCAUAUCCUGAAUCCAUGCACACUGCUUUUGCUCCUCUCUUUGAUUUGGCUUAAUCAUCUCCUCAUCACUUCCUCGUGUACGCAGAUGCUUCCAAUAUCUACUUAAUUUCUCGUUUGUACUGUAAGCAAACAGCAGAUCGUGUAGAAUGAAUAUAUAUUUGCUCUUGAUUAAUCCUUUCAA